AGUCAUAAUUUACAAUAAACUGACGGCUACGAACAACCAACUUCUAUAAUUUAAGUGCAGCCCUUUAAUUAAAGUUCCAUUACAUUUCAUUUGAUUGAAUAUACCAUGCACGCUUGGUUUCGGAGUAUUUAAACAUCAUGUGUCGCUGAUCCAAAGCCAGAACGCUAUUUGACCGGGACAUAUAUUUCAUACAUGAGUCUACAAAUUCUCAGAGGAAGAUGUAAUUUUGGAUCAUCUUUAUUUUAAUUUGGGGAAAAUAUAUCUUUUUUUAUUUUUCAAAAAUGAAGAAAAAUAAAGAAAAAAUUGGAAUGUGUUGGAAGGUGUGGUUGCUGAGUAUUUUAACUCCUACCCUGUGUUAUAAAUUUAACAGUCGUUCAACAGAUACCUGUGAACCCAUAGAGAUACCCAUGUGUCAACACAUGCCGUACAAUAUGACUCGUAUGCCCAAUUUAUUACAUCACAGUUCUCAAGAAAACGCUAAACUCGCCAUAGAACAGUUUCAGCAGCUAGUAGACAAAAAUUGUAGUGACGUCAUUUUGUUUUUUCUAUGUGCCAUGUAUGCACCAAUUUGUACUGUUAACUUUCAACAUGCACCUAUUCCUCCGUGCAGGAGCGUGUGUGAGCGCGCACGUGCAGGGUGUGAGCGAAUUGUAAAUUAUCACAAUAUUUCGUGGCCGGAAUAUUUAGACUGUUCACGUCUUCCGCGAUAUGAUCGGGGAGUGUGUGUUUCUCCAGCAGCUAUUGUUCAAUCUACCAAAAUCACAAGUAACGGGACCGGAAACAGAGCUAAUCCUGAUAUACAGAAUCCUCGCCCGCCCACUGGGAUUGGACCAAAAGUUUGCAGAUGUAAUCGUAAAGCAUCGAAACCAAAACGGAAGAAAUUCAAACAAGGGCGCUUUCAUUUUGCAAUUCAAGGGAAAAUCAAACAACAAGGUGUCAUCAACAAUGCUAACACUGUCACUAGAAUCGAAGUCCUGAAAGUACUGAAGGAGAGCAAAGUCCACAUCAAGGUGAAUACUACAGUCGAUCUAUGGACCAAUUCCACGUGUGUCUGCCCAAGGCUGGUCAGAGAUCGUACAUAUCUGCUCAUUGGAUAUGAAGACACUGUUACGCAAAGGUUUUUGUUCUUGGAUAACUGUCUGGCUGCGAAAUGGCAAAAGCGAUGGGUAAAAAGAAUUAAGAAAUGGGACAGGAGAAAAGGAAGAAAAUGUAGAAAAUCGAGGGGUAAAAGAUGUCGAAAAGGCCGAAAAAGAAAAAAUAAGAUAAGAAAAAGAAAACAGAAAACUUGAGAAAAAAAACCAUAGUAGGUAAUAGCAGUAUUGAGACACAAACAGUUUAUAUGUAUUAAAGGCAACAUUGUGGAUUAUCCAACUUAUCCAACAAGAAGGAACCGAAAGUUUUCAACUGAUGUUGAUGUCAGCAUUAAUAUUGCAAACACGUUGAAGAUAUGGAUAUUCUUCUAAAAGUUAAUAAAAUAUUAAUUUUUUAGUUAUAGUUAUAUUGGUUUGCCCUGUUGAAAAAUAUUCAUGAAAUGUGCUUUUGUUUGUAUAUAAGGAAUUUCAUUCCAAGAGUCGGCGAUUAUGUCAAUAAUUUUUCGUCAAUUCUGUAUAUUUAUUAUUAUUUGUUAUUUAAUUUUCUGAGUUUUCAUGUUUUUAUUGAAAAUGUAUAUAUAUCAGACAUUUCUAAACUAAAUUAAAACCUUUUUUUAAAUAAUAUUAAUCAUCGUUUUGCAAUCAAUAUUGUAUCACAUCAUUUCAUACGUUCUUUUUAAAUAAAUUAAACAUUUAAUGUUACUAAGUAACAUACAGUAGAGAGGUUACUGAGUGAGGAAAAGUGGAUUUGAAAAAGUCUCUCCAAAAAUAACUCAAGCAGAAGUAAAUAAAGAAAUUGAAAAGUCUUUUCAUGACACCAGAUCCCACCUCUGAUGGAUUGGAGGUCCGUGUUUGCUCCGCUUCUAAAUUGUAUCGUUUAAUGGAUUUUCUUCAGCUCGAAUCUGUUUGUGAUCUCUACAUAUUUAAUUCUUUCUCAGUGCAUUAUUUUUCUAAGCAUCCUCUGACUAAAUUGACAAUACAUGGGCAGUUUUAAAAGACCAAAUAAAACACGCUUUAUACUUUUUUAAAUGAACAUCAUUCAUUGCUCAAUUUCACUAUGGGAUAUACUUAUGCAAACUCUGACUUUAAAUUUUGAUUGUCAAAAAUGUGUCUCGUAAAUGAAAUUCUGAAUAUAAAUUGUGUGCAUGCAUUUGCUUGUUAUUACAUAAACAUAAAUAUGACAAUAUCAGGAAAAUCAACUGUUACACAUAUUUGAUAUGAUGUGCAAUAUUUGUAAACCGUAUACAUAAAAUGUAGACGGGUAAUGUACAUGCAUGCUUUAAAAUUCUCUGUACAUAUGUUAUAUAUAAAUAUGUAAUUUUUAUGCCAAUUUAAUCUAUGAUUGAUAAACUUCCAUUGUUUGUUUAUAUUUGAUUUUUAUGUCAAAUGUAGAUUUUUUUUUAUCUGAGAGAAAAUUAACAAUCAUCAUGAGUUUGUACUAUUAUAUGUGAAAUAAAUAUCAUAAAGUGUACUUUUAUUAUGAAAUCGAUGAGUUAAAAUGUACUCUCCCAUUUCUUUAUAUGUGGAUUAAGUAUCACUUUUUUCAGUCACUGAUGAUGUUUUAAAUUUGCUAUCUAUAUUAAAAGAAAAUUUCAUUUGAAAUUUUUGAGAUAGAAAAUUAUGCAAUUUAUUAAAAUGCUAUUAUAUUAGGUUCCCAAACUAUCUCUUAUCAUGCAAUACGUUCUCUACCGAAUUCUUAAAUGCUGGAAAAUUAAGUGAAAAGUAUCGUAUGGCACCAAAUAUUGUACUUUGAAAUGGAUAUGCUUGUUUGAUAAAUGAAAAAUAAACUGUUGGAAAAAUGAAA
This is a messenger RNA of Saccostrea cuccullata (small rock oyster), 2895 nucleotides long. Its product is annotated as secreted frizzled-related protein 3-like. Bases 282 to 1289 code for a protein of 335 amino acids. Lineage: Eukaryota; Metazoa; Mollusca; Bivalvia; Ostreida; Ostreidae. The transcript is spliced from 6 exons. Gene Ontology annotation, biological process: non-canonical Wnt signaling pathway; canonical Wnt signaling pathway. The record is from RefSeq and is a predicted model, not a curated record. Gene Ontology annotation, cellular component: cytoplasm. Gene Ontology annotation, molecular function: Wnt-protein binding.